This is a messenger RNA of Suncus etruscus (white-toothed pygmy shrew), 1994 nucleotides long. It is a transcript of the gene GTF2H1, whose product is annotated as general transcription factor IIH subunit 1. The coding region runs from base 11 to 1657 and encodes 548 amino acids. Lineage: Eukaryota; Metazoa; Chordata; Mammalia; Eulipotyphla; Soricidae. Gene Ontology annotation, biological process: nucleotide-excision repair; transcription by RNA polymerase I; transcription by RNA polymerase II. The record is from RefSeq and is a predicted model, not a curated record. Gene Ontology annotation, cellular component: transcription factor TFIIH core complex; transcription factor TFIIH holo complex. The transcript has 14 exons.
UCUGGACAUCAUGGCAACUUCAUCUGAAGAAGUUUUGCUGAUUGUAAAGAAAGUGCGGCAAAAGAAGCAGGAUGGAGCACUGUACCUCAUGGCAGAAAGAAUUGCUUGGGCACCUGAAGGCAAGGAUAGAUUUACAAUCAGCCAUAUGUAUGCAGAUAUAAAAUGCCAGAAAAUCAGUCCAGAAGGAAAAGCUAAAAUUCAGCUUCAACUGGUCCUGCAUGCAGGCGAUACAACUAACUUUCAUUUUUCCAAUGAAAGCACAGCAGUGAAAGAGCGGGAUGCAGUAAAAGAGCUUCUUCAGCAGCUGCUGCCUAAAUUUAAGAGGAAAGCAAAUAAAGAACUGGAAGAGAAAAACAGGAUGCUUCAAGAAGAUCCGGUUUUGUUUCAGCUUUAUAAAGACCUUGUUGUUAGUCAAGUGAUCAGUGCUGAGGAAUUCUGGGCCAACCGUUUAAAUGUGACAGCAGCAGAGAGUUCCUCCACAGCUAAUCAUAAACAGGAUGUUGGCAUUUCUGCAGCAUUUUUGGCUGACGUUCGACCCCAGACAGAUGGAUGUAAUGGUCUGAGAUACAAUUUAACUUCUGAUAUUAUUGAGUCCAUAUUUAGAACCUAUCCAGCAGUAAAAAUGAAAUAUGCAGAAAAUGUUCCACACAACAUGACAGAAAAAGAAUUCUGGACCCGUUUUUUUCAGUCCCAUUAUUUUCACAGGGACCGACUGAAUACAGGGUCAAAGGACCUAUUUGCAGAAUGUGCCAAAAUAGAUGAAAAAGGAUUAAAAACAAUGGUUUCAUUAGGGGUGAAAAAUCCACUACUUGAUUUGACAGCUUUAGAAGAUAAACCAUUGGAUGAGGGUUAUGGCAUUUCCUCUGUGCCCUCUACUUCCAAUUCUAAAUCUCUGAAGGAGAAUAGUAAUGCUGCCAUCAUCAAAAGAUUUAACCAUCACAGUGCCAUGGUUCUGGCAGCAGGUCUCAGGAAACAAGAAGCACAAAAUGAACAGAACGGUGAGCCCAGCAGCAUGGAUGGAAAUUGUGGAGAUGCAGAUUGCCUUCAGCCUGCGGUCAAAAGGGCAAAGUUACAAGAGUCCAUUGAAUAUGAAGACUUGGGAAAAAAUAACUCUGUAAAAACAAUUGCACUAAACCUCCAGAAGUCAGAUAGGUAUUACCAUGGUCCUACCCCAAUUCAGUCUCUACAGUAUGCAACAAGUCAAGAUAUUAUUAAUUCUUUUCAAAGUAUUAGACAUGAAAUGGAAGCUUACACACCUAAAUUAACUCAGGUUCUCUCAAGUAGUGCCGCCAGCAGUACCAUUGCAGCACUGUCACCUGGAGGAGCACUUAUGCAAGGAGGGACACAGCAAGCCAUAAACCAGAUGGUGCCAAAUGACAUUCAGUCUGAAUUAAAACACCUGUAUGUGGCUGUUGGAGAACUUCUCCGGCACUUCUGGUCCUGCUUUCCUGUUAAUACACCAUUUUUAGAAGAGAAGGUAGUGAAAAUGAAAAGUAAUUUGGAACGAUUUCAAGUUACAAAGCUCUGCCCAUUCCAAGAGAAAAUUCGGAGACAGUAUUUAAGCACAAAUUUGGUAAGUCACAUAGAGGAGAUGCUGCAGACAGCCUACAACAAGCUCCACACGUGGCAGUCACGGCGUCUGAUGAAGAAAACGUGAAACAUCUGUGGUUCUCACAAGUUUGUGAGAUUGAGAGAACUAUGCCCAUCAUGACUCUGGAAACCUGGCCUGACAGACCUGCACGUGAUCACUCAAAAGUGAACUGCAGCACACAGACUCUCAGAGCCGAUGCUAUUGUACUUGCACAUUGUGAAGUAAAAAAAGGAACUGUGAUUAAAUACAAAGCUGGGGAGGUGAAUUAAGGCAGAACCAAAAGGAACUAAGUUGCAAAUAUAUAUUUUAAAAAGACACUGUUUACUGCAGUUACUCAGGAACUGCUUUUGAUUCACAUUAAGCUGCUUUCAGAAAAUUGAAGAAAAAAAAUACUUUUAAAAAG